UUCCGGAAGAGGUGCAGAGCUCCGCGCGCCAGCCGUCACUACGUCACGUUCUGACGCGCUCUCCUCGCGCAGAGUAUAAUCUGCGUUUAAAGGGAGGGAAGACUACACGGAAAGAACAAUGGGCGUAGAAGUCGAAACCAUUAGACCAGGAGACGGAAAGUCCUACCCGAAGAAGGGACAGAAGGUCUCCGUGCACUACGUUGGCACGCUGACGAAUGGAAAUAAGUUUGACUCCUCCAGGGAUCGCGGACAGGCCUUCAAAUUCAAACUUGGCCACGAGCAAGUCAUCCGUGCUUGGGAUGAGGGUGUGGCGAAGAUGAGCAUCGGCGAGGUGGCCAGGUUGACCUGCUCGCCGGACUACGCGUACGGCCCCGCAGGACACCCACCCGUCAUUCCAGGAAAUUCCACUCUCAUCUUUGAAGUGGAGCUGCUGGGUUUCUCUUGAAUUAGAAGGCUGCCCGUCACAAUUUCUCAUGCCAUCAAACAUCCCUUGACACAAAUUAGCUAUUUAUUUCAAGGUGCCGUCACUAGCAUUUCUACACAUGUACACAUUGUAAGAAUUUUGAUACCGUGGAAUGAUUGAGACGAAUUUGACACACGCCAGUGCUAAUGUUAUCGCUGAGAUCAUGAAAACGUUAGGAUGCAGUACGACUUAAUUUCCCCCCCGUAUUCACGUGGCCUCCAUUUCUACAUUCGUCUGAUUAAAAUGAUGGAAUAAUUAGUUUUGUCUAACCAUUUUAACAGAAUUUCCACCUAGCCUAAAAAUUGACUGAGAAAUUUGAGCAAAAUAUAUAAAUAAAUAAUUUGUUCAUAACUAUAUAUUCCAGUGUCCCGGGAAAUGUGAGGUAGUGACUAUAUUUUGGAAAUGCGCCUUUUUAAUGAAGAGCUUGUUUGUUUGUUUUUCUUACAUUUCACAAAUCACUUCAACUGAUGUAUUGAGUUGAUGACUUGGAACUUUAAUGCAAUGUAAAAUAUUGCUUAAAGACAUAAACAGCUUUUUCAUCCCUACAACAUUGCCUUUUGUCGCAUUCAAUCUUGAAUCUUGACUUCCCGUUAUUGUCUUUUUACCAUAACAAGUUAAAUGCCUCAGGUUUUGUCAUGCAUAUUAUAAUUUUUGGUAAUGUUUUACCUCUGAA
Gasterosteus aculeatus aculeatus (three-spined stickleback) is the source of this 1136-nucleotide messenger RNA. Its product is annotated as peptidyl-prolyl cis-trans isomerase FKBP1A. The record is from RefSeq and is a predicted model, not a curated record. NCBI's taxonomy places the organism in Eukaryota, Metazoa, Chordata, Actinopteri, Perciformes, Gasterosteidae. Gene Ontology annotation, molecular function: peptidyl-prolyl cis-trans isomerase activity. Gene Ontology annotation, biological process: protein peptidyl-prolyl isomerization. Gene Ontology annotation, cellular component: cytoplasm.